Messenger RNA from Lampris incognitus (smalleye Pacific opah), 1117 nucleotides. RefSeq names its product apolipoprotein A-IV-like. Gene Ontology annotation, molecular function: phospholipid binding; phosphatidylcholine-sterol O-acyltransferase activator activity; cholesterol binding. Gene Ontology annotation, biological process: phospholipid efflux; high-density lipoprotein particle assembly; very-low-density lipoprotein particle remodeling. Lineage: Eukaryota; Metazoa; Chordata; Actinopteri; Lampriformes; Lampridae. Bases 48 to 815 code for a protein of 255 amino acids. The transcript is spliced from 4 exons. Gene Ontology annotation, cellular component: high-density lipoprotein particle; chylomicron; extracellular region. The record is from RefSeq and is a predicted model, not a curated record.
UCAGAAGAGACAAGAAGAAGAAGAGCAAACCAGCAAUUGACGCCAUCAUGAAGGUGCUCGUGGUUCUUGCAUUCAUUGCACUGUCUGGUUGCCAUGCCAACCUCUUCUAUGCCGAUGAGCCCAAGCCGCAGCUGGAGGUGCUGACCGAUGCAUUCUGGGACUAUGUGGCCAAAGCAACCCAAACGGCUGAUGACACUCUCCAGAUGAUCAGGAAAUCGCAACUUGGACAGGAAGUCAAUGCCCGUCUCACGCAGAGCGCUGACGUGGCUAGCCAGUAUGCAGUCACUCUGCAGGACCAGCUCCCCCCACUGGCCCAGGACCUCGUGGCCAAGAUUAGCCAGGAGGCAGAGGUGCUGAGGGAGCGUCUGAGCCAGGACCUGAGCACUGUCAAGGGCAAACUGGAGCCUUAUGCUGAGGAGAUGAGGAGCCAGAUCCAGCAGAGGGUGGAGCAGCUCAAACAGGAGCUGGCCCCCUAUGCAGAGUCCCUGGACUCAGAGACCCUGAAGACCACCUUGGUCCAGAAGAGCGAGGAGUUGAGGAGCAGCCUGGAGCAGAGUGUCCAGGAACUGCAGACUCAGCUGGGCCCCUACACAGAGGAGCUGAAGGAGAGAGUAGACUUCCACCUGCAGGACUUCCAGAGGCGCGUCACACCCAUGGCCGAAAAGGUUCAGAUUGAGCUGACCCAAACAGCCAAACAGAUGAAGCAGAUGGUGGCGCCAUACGCCGAGGACCUGAGGGAAAAGCUGGACCCCUACGCCCAGGACCUCCAGGCCCAGCUCACGUCCCUCUACCAAUCUUAUGUCAACGCCAAUUAAAGUCAGCCAUCAAGUAUAUCGCCUGACACACGGGCCUUGCUUGGUCUACCUCUGCUGAACCCAGUGAAACAUAUGAAGUAGUCGUGUGUUACCCUGAACUCUACCAUAAACCAAUUUAAACAGGGCGCAUGCCUACCACAUAGUUAUUUAUUGUUUUGUGCAAGGGGGAGGAAAUGCAAUGCCAACCUUUGCACUUAUCAAACUUGUACAUACUUUGAUUGCUUUUACCUUGCGCUGUUUAGUAUGAUUGUAACCUUUUUUUAAAAAAUUAUAAGGAAAUAUAAAGGAAAAAUAAACCUGUA